Molecule: messenger RNA, 1509 nt
Organism: Pipistrellus nathusii (Nathusius's pipistrelle)
Lineage: Eukaryota; Metazoa; Chordata; Mammalia; Chiroptera; Vespertilionidae
Source: the annotation of a GenBank genome assembly
AUGGAGGGCCUGCUGCCUGCCACCGCAUCCGCCUUCCAGCUGGUCCUGCAGCGCCUGUGCGGGGCUCUGCUGGGGAUUCCGGAGAGCCUGAGACUCAUCCCCGGUCCCGCUGCGUUCCCCUGGGGGAUCCUGGUGGGCACUCUGGUGGUGGUGUCUGUCAUCCUGAAGGGACGACGCGCUUCAAGAAGUGUGAAGACACCGGGUGCAAGGUGCUCUGCCCGCCGCACAGUCUGUGCGAGAUGCAGUGAGAACACUGGACCCAUCACAGGAGUCAACCACGCCCUCAUGUGCCCUGGUGAGGGGGCCAGUCCCCUCCUGUUGCAGACUUUGUGCUUGAGGGCACUGAGUAAACACCUGAGCAAGCUGCCACUUCAGGACACGGUUUACCGACAGAAAGCAGCACGCAGCAGCCAACCUCCUGAACUUUCCCAAGGGACUGAUGAAAAGCCCAUCCCAAAAGCACCGGGGAUGGAUGGAGAACCACUUCCGAAGAACAGAAGGGAUGGUUUGAACAAAAGUUUUUAUUAUCCAGAAAGUCCAAAACUGUGCCAAGGAGAAAUUGUGGGAUGGAAGCAGGAAAUCCAAGAGAAGGAGGAGGGGGAUCAGAGGCUGGGGCAGGCAAACACAGGAAUGGGGCAGGUCCUGAAAGUCAGAGGCGGCCAGUCAAUGUCAGUGGCUGGAAACCCCAAGCCUGACGACCUUGGACAUCACCUGUAUGACGGGAACUUGAAAUUCCCACAAAAGAGGGAAGCAGAAAAAGGAGGUCAAUUCAUCCAUGAGUCGGAAGUUGAUCUCAAGGGCGUCCCUCAUGAUGCUGACGUCAGUCUGUCCCUUCAAAGCGCUGACCAGGGACAUCAGGACAUAGCCAGACAAGUGUGGGAGCAAAAGCAAAGGAAUGAAGAGCUCGUAGCAGAAAUAACGAAUCUGAAAACCGAGAAAGCAUCUUUGCAGCGUGAAAAUUCAAGCCUACAAGAUGAGAUUCAACAGCUGAAGCUGAAGCUUGAAAUUGCUCCUGAUGAAGACCCUGUAACACAAUUACAGAAAAAGCUGUUUGAGGCAGAAAUGCACGGCUUCGAAAUGGAAAAGAAGUGUUUCAACACCUGGAGAAACAUGAACUCCAACUACCAGUUCAUGAACAUGUACAGGAAUAUGGUCCAAGACAUGAAUCAGGAACUACGAAGAAGCACUUUCUACUAUGAAAAUGAGAUUCGAUACCAUCAGAGAAGAGCUGAAGAAGCCUGCAUGGCAGCCAAGAUCACUGAGAGAAAGCUCCAGUACCUAUGGAGAGAAAAUGAACACAACAAGCAAAUGCUGGCUGAGGUCAAGUCCAAGUUCCAGCCUUUCCCAAGUGACCCUUUCAUUCCUGCUGCUCUUCCCCACAGCCCACAGAGGCCUAAAGUGUCAGGCCAUGGAUCAUCUAGUCCUCAGGAGGAAGGUCACACAGGAAGAGCUCAAGAAUCCAGUGUCAUCUGCAGUUGUGACUCAGCCUCCACAUCUGAUGGGACCUGA